Messenger RNA from Rhodamnia argentea, 3126 nucleotides. RefSeq names its product receptor-like protein Cf-9. Gene Ontology annotation, molecular function: protein binding. The record is from RefSeq and is a predicted model, not a curated record. The transcript is spliced from 3 exons. The coding region runs from base 1 to 3126 and encodes 1041 amino acids. Lineage: Eukaryota; Viridiplantae; Streptophyta; Magnoliopsida; Myrtales; Myrtaceae.
AUGGGGUGUCAUCAGAUCCUCCUCCGCCUCCUCUGGUUCCUCUUUUUCUUACAUUCCUCCUCCCUUCCCUUUGCCUCGCCGCUUUGCCCUCCUGACCAACACGAUGCCUUGCUUCUCUUCAAGAAUUCCUUCGUGCUCGAUCUCAUGGCGUCGGCCAAUUGUGAUUGGUACGGCCCUGUCGUGUCUUAUCCGAAGACAAACUCAUGGAACAAGAGCGUGGACUGCUGCUCGUGGGACGGCGUCACUUGUGAUGGCGUCACUGGCAACGUCAUCGGUCUUGACCUUGCUUGCAGUCGGCUUCGUGGCCCUCUCCAUUCCAAUAGCUCCCUCUUUCUCCUUCGCCAUCUUCAGAACCUUAACCUUUUCUGUAAUAACUUUACUGGCUCAGGCAUUCCGCCUAAUCUAAGUGCAUUUGCAGAAUUGACUCACCUCAAUCUCUCUCUUUCGAGCUUUGCGGGUGCCGUUCCCCGUGAAAUCGCUCGCCUCUCCAAGCUUGUGUCACUUGAUCUCUCCUACAACGAUGCACACUCAUCCUCUUCUCUCAGUUUGGAAAAUCCGGUCUUCAAAAUGCUUGCUCAGAAUCUGACAGCAUUGAGAAAGCUUGUCCUUGAUGGUGUAGACAUGUCCAUGGUUUCACCAAAGCACUUCGCGAAUUUGUCUUCUUCUCUGACAUAUUUGAGCGCUUCUGGUUGUUCAUUGGGAGGGGUGUUGUUUCCGGAUACUAUUUUUCGAUUACCGAGCCUCAUUCAUCUCGAUUUAAGUUUCAAUGAAGACAUGCCCGGGAUUCUUCCCACUUCCAAUUGGACUGGUCCUCUUGAGCAUUUGUUUCUCGAGUUUACGAACUUUUCGGGAGAAAUACCAGAUUCAAUUGGUAACAUGGAGAGUUUAACAAUUUUAGCUCUUAGCGAUUGCGGAUUCACAGGACACAUCCCCUCGUCAAUGCGGAAUCUCAAGCAACUCCAAGCCCUAGAUCUUUCCGGGAAUAACUUUAGCGGGGUUGUAGAGUUUGAAAACUUUGAAAACUUUAAAUAUCUCCGGGUGCUUGCGGUUUCUCUCGAACUAAAUCUAAUCUAUGAUGCACCGAAGUAUACAUUCCCGAAGCUUGAAGUGUUGUGGUUGCGUUCUUGCAACUUGACCAAGUUUCCCUACUUCUUGAGUUCAUUUAAAAGAUUAAUGUGGUUAGACCUCUCUUCCAAUAGGAUUAGUGGGGAGAUCCCGAGGUGGUUUUGGGGAAUAAGCCAUGAUACAUUGGAAUUGUUAGAUCUUUCUAAUAACCUUCUGGAGGGAGGUGUCCCACAAUUGCACUGGAAGAGAUUGUCAUCUAUUUCCCUUGAAAACAAUGCAUUCCAAGGACCACUCCCGAUGCCUCCAUCUUCAACUUCUACAUUUACAGCCCACAAUAAUAAUUUCACCGGUGAGAUUCCCUCUUUGAUUUGUCAGUUGAAUUCACUCCAGCUUUUAGAUUUUUCCAAUAAUAGUCUCUCUGGGAAUAUUCCAUCAUGCUUAGGUAAUAUAACCAAUCUCGAGAUUCUAGUGUUGAGCAACAAUAAAUUACAAGGACCAUUGCCGCGCUCCCUAGUCAAAUGCGUGAAGUUAUUAUUUCUAGUUCUUGAUCACAACGAGUUCAGUGAUAUCUUCCCACAUUGGCUGGAAGCACCGCAACUACAGAAUCUUGACUUGCAAUCAAACAGGUUUCAUGGUAGGAUCAACCUCACUACCUUGGGACUCUCCUUCACUGCUCUUCAAUAUUUAGUUAUUUCCAACAACAAUUUCAUUGGACGGUUGCCCACAGAACUUUUCUCAAACACCUCAUUAGCUGUCAUAGAUUUGUCCAACAACGAGUUCGGAGGGCCAAUUCCGCUUCCAUCUCCUGUCACAUUUUAUUAUUCCAUUGCAAAUAAUAAACUAACGGGAAAGAUCCCCUCUUUGAUAUGCAAUGCCACAAAGCUCGAGAUCAUUGAUUUGUCCAACAACAACUUAACGGGUAGCUUGCCUCGGUGCUUGACAACUUUUAGCAUCGAUCCGUCGGUUUUGAACUUGAGAAUGAAUUCCCUCCGGGGCACAAUUCCUCAUUCAUUUUCUUCGAGAAGUAGCUUGACGACUCUUGACUUGAGUCGAAAUCUAUUUGAAGGCACAUUGCCUCGGUCCCUUGUCAAAUGUAGAAAUCCGGAAGUUCUGGAUCUCGGCGACAAUCGGAUAGAGGAUACAUUCCCAAGAUGGUUGGGAACACUCCCAAAACUAAAAGUUCUUGUUUUGAAAUCCAACAAUUUGAAGGAUCUUGUGGAUAUUCCCAUGGGAGCUCACCUCUUUCCCAAGUUGCACAUUCUGGACCUCUCCAACAACAACUUUAGUGGUUUGUUGCCAACCAAUUUGAUAACGAACCUUAAAGGCAUGAUGACUGACGAGAAUGGGCAAGACGAAUCACUUUAUAUGACACGAUCUUUCGGAUCGGUGUCAUACGAGAACUCCGUGACCGUGAUGAUGAAAGGGCUAGAGAUUGAGCUAGUGAAGAUCUUGACCUUCCUCACGAUUAUUGACUUGUCGCACAACUCUUUCCAAGGGGAUAUCCCCGAAGUUAUCGGACAUCUUCAUUCUCUCGUAGGGCUCAACCUUUCUCAUAAUCACCUUAUAGGUUUCAUCCCUCCGACUCGCGGGAACUUGAUCGAUCUUGAAUGGCUUGAUCUUUCUUCGAACAAGCUUAGAGGAGCAAUUCCUAGAAAUUUGGGAGAUUUGGCAUCCCUUGGGUACUUAAACCUCUCGAAAAACCAACUCACCGGUCGAAUUCCACAAGAUAAGCAAUUGGGCACAUUUCCAAGCGACUCGUUUAAUGAAAAUCCAGGCUUAUGUGGAGCUCCAUUGCCAAAGGCAUGCCCUGGUGAUGCUCAAUCUCAUCCACCAGCAUCCUCAUCAACUUCUGAUCGCAAAGGGCAGGAGAGUUGGUUCGAGCAAAAGACAGUGUGGGUAGGCUAUGCAUCGGGAAUCAUGAUUGGGAUUUCGAUAGCUUACAUUGCAUUCGAAAUAGAGAAACCCAAAUGGCUCAUGCGAGGUGUGAGAAUGCUGGAGAGAAGAGCAGCCGAGUGGACAGAGAAGCCAAAGCGGAAGGCCAUCAAAUUUCAUGGACAGUGA